AGGCCCAUUGGAUAUAGACCCAAAAGUAACAGAACCCUUCGCCCUUUUACACUUUCCCGGGAGUCCAAAGACGGACCUGCUCUUCGGUUCCACCGCACCGAGCUUCGGAGGAGUCACCUCUUCGCACCAUGCGCACGUUAGCAUCCAAGCUCACCGCUUAUUCGAAGUAUUACUGUACAAGAAGCCCGGUGCGCAAUGCGCCGCCCCGCAAUUUCUCAACUCACAACGGCAGAGAUGAACUCUCCCUCGAAGAGGAAGCUGAAAGAAAAAUUGGAUGGAUGUUGAAGCUGAUAUUUGCUGGGACUGCAACUUGCGUAGCUUACAACAUCAUGCCUUAUAUGGGGGAUACUUUGUUGCAACAGUCCGUUUCGCUGUUGACGGUCAAGGAUCCUUUGUUUAAGAGAAUGGGGGCUUCUCGAUUGGCUCAGUUUGCGGUUGAUGAUGAAAGGAGAAUGAAAAUUGUGGAGAUGGGUGGUGCUCAAGAGCUCGUGAAUAUGUUGGGGGCCGCUAAAGAUGACAGCACAAGGAAGGAGGCUUUGAAAGCUCUUACCGCUCUAUCACCCUCAGAUAAAGCUCUUGGAGCUUUGCACCAAGCUGGGGCAAUCUCAGUUAUCAGAUCCACCCCUGAUUCUUUGGAGAACGCUGAAAUCGAGAAAUACAAGUUGGGCUUACUCAGGAGAUUUCAAGAUCUGAGAUACGAUUUUCCAACCGCAGAUGUUUCAAGGUCGUUAGAUUCUUAAUCUCCAAUUAUACGCUGCAUCACAUCCUCUUCAACGCCAUGUAUCGAUUUGUAAGAACAGAUGGGUAUGCCCCGUAUCUUCCCUUUUGUCCCUUAAACGUAGUAAACAGAGUUUGAAUUCAGCAAAUUGGCUUUAACUCA
Pyrus x bretschneideri (Chinese white pear) is the source of this 880-nucleotide messenger RNA. RefSeq lists its product as uncharacterized. The record is from RefSeq and is a predicted model, not a curated record. The coding region runs from base 129 to 740 and encodes 203 amino acids. The transcript is spliced from 6 exons. NCBI's taxonomy places the organism in Eukaryota, Viridiplantae, Streptophyta, Magnoliopsida, Rosales, Rosaceae.